ACAAUAGUCCCGUUAGCUUCAGUGUGGACUGAGCAGGAAGUGGGUCGUGUUGUGGUGUCUGAGCUGAGUCUCUGAGCUGUUGGAGUAACAAUGCCUUCAGUUCAGUAUCUGAGAGAGUUUAUCAACGAGCGGCUAACUGCUGCUGCUGAAGAAAUAUUCACAGAGUUUGAAAAAACGAUCGUCCAGUACGAGGAAGAGAUCGACCGUCAGCGCAGACUGCUGGAUAUCACCUGGAAACCCGAAAUAAAGCUGCACACAGAUCACCCACAGCAGCAUGUCUGUAAGGAGGAGGAGGUUCUCACUGAGCAGCAGCUCUGGAACCAGGAGAGGAGCUCCAGUCUGGACCAGGAGGAACCAGAACCUCCACAGAUUAAAGAGGAACAGGUGGAACUCUGCAGCAGUCAGGAGGGAGAGCAGCUGGUACUGAAGGAGGAGACUGAUACCUUUAUGGUGACUGCUGUUUAUGAGGAAAGCGAUCUAAUUGAACCAGAACCAGACAGGGAGCAGCUCCUGUCUCACAGCUUUGCUGUAGCUGAGAGCAGAGAUCAGGAAGGAAGCAGGAGUGUAGAUUCGGGACCAUCUAGAGUUACGAACAGAAUUCACAGUAAUAAUGCAUCAAACUCUCGCAUGUCAGUGAGUCAGGGUACCUCGGAAACAGGUAAAAAGUCUUUAAAAUGCGAUGUUUGCGGAAGAGCCUUUAAGAAAAAAUGCCAAGUAAAAGAGCAUCGUAAAAUCCACACAGGUGAGAAACCGCAUUCUUGUAAAAUAUGUGAGAGAAGUUUUACUCAGAAGAGUACUAUGCUGCGCCACAUGAUAAUCCACACAAAAGAGAAGUCGUACUCCUGCCAAACGUGUGGAAAAACCUUCAGUCAGAGUGGAAAUCUGUAUGUCCACAUGAGAAUUCACACAGGGGAGAAACCAUAUUCAUGUAAAACAUGCGGGAAAAUGUUUGCCCGUAGUAAUCAUAUGUUACGCCACAUGAAAACUCACGCAGGGGAGAAGUCGUAGGCUGAAAUGUUUCUCCAUGACUGCUAAUCCAAGCUGGAAAAACCAUCUAAGAAUUCCUUCAUGUUCAGUCAGCUUUGGUAGACUGUGCUCCAGCAAACAUGACAUUAUUGCAUGUGGGAUUGGUCACAUGAUAUCUGUUUUCAUAUCACAUAAUAUCUGUGAUGAGGCUUCAUGAUUCUUAGAGAAUUUAUUAGUUUGGAUUUUUUUUCUUUUGGAAACUGUCACAUCGAGUCUUUGAAUUGAAUAUUAAGUUUGUUUUUGCUGUGUUAGCAUGAAUUAGAGAUAGUAUGUCCUGAUAUAAGACAAUAUAAAGACUGGCCACUGAUGAUGAUGAUGAUUCUGCUGCAGCGGUUGCCUGAGUAGCAUCCUGCGGCUGCAGUCAGUAAGCCAUGUUGUCCCUGAGGGGCGGGUCCAGCUGCUGCCAUCAGCUGGCCAAUAGGAAUGAAGUUCUUCUCUAUUUUACUUUAAAUGCUGUGUGUGUUUUGGGGGUUUCUUUGAGACUGGAAGAAAAGGUUACCUGUUGGAGUCUUUCACCAACCUGUAAGUGUUUCCUGUGGGUGUGGGUGUUGGUGUGUUUUGGGCAGUUGUGAACAAAAGCUUCUGCAGGAUUUUGUCACAGCAAAGAUAAAAAAAAAGUAGCAGCAAUUCAUCAACUUUUGAAAAAGCAGCUCCUCAAAGUUCUUCCCAACCAGAGUCGCAUAAACUGUGUUUUUACUUUAUUUUGCUUUCUUUGUGCAGCUGAACAUCACUGAAAAAAAUGCUUUGAAUUUUUCUGAGCCAUAAUAAUGUUUGAUAUGCAGCUAUUUAAACAGCAACUAACAUUGAAUACCUUUGCAUUUUAUAUGGAUCUCAGUGGUGUAAAGUUUGUUUGACUGCAGCCUCCGAAUCCAGGUUAUCACACUGAACUCAAGCUGGAUGUGAAAAAAACAUUUUAGUUCUCUAAAGUCAAAAUAAAAACUUUUGAAAAAUGAAACUGAGACGCUUUUGUGAACUUGGAAAACUAAAAUAACAUCAAAUCGUACAGGAAAUAAUCUUAAUUUGUUAUCAGGAUCAUGAACAGUCCAAAAACUCAAGUGAAGCC
Archocentrus centrarchus (flier cichlid) is the source of this 2089-nucleotide messenger RNA. Its product is annotated as zinc finger protein 2 homolog. Gene Ontology annotation, molecular function: DNA-binding transcription factor activity, RNA polymerase II-specific; RNA polymerase II transcription regulatory region sequence-specific DNA binding. The coding region runs from base 91 to 1008 and encodes 305 amino acids. The record is from RefSeq and is a predicted model, not a curated record. Gene Ontology annotation, cellular component: nucleus. NCBI's taxonomy places the organism in Eukaryota, Metazoa, Chordata, Actinopteri, Cichliformes, Cichlidae. Gene Ontology annotation, biological process: regulation of transcription by RNA polymerase II; embryo development. The transcript has 2 exons.